GAUACCCCGAAGAAAGCUGGGGCAGCAAGUUACUCUGGCUCAAAGUAUUCUCAAGUACGUAACCAAAUACUUCAUGUUAGUCUGCAUAUUUGUUAAACUCAAUUUUUUUAAAAGUUUGUUACGGUAGUUUUUAUUUUUGAAAGUUGUUUACGACCAUAUACUGUAAGCAAAACUCGUUUCUGUUUGUUUGUUUGUUUGUUUGUUUGUUUGUUCGCGCUACGAACGCGUGCUACAGUAGUCCUACAAACGUUUCAUGUGAUUGAGGUUUGAAUUCAAAAUUCCAUUAAUUUCUGAAACCGGGAUCAUAUACCCAGGUCCCACAACUACAAAACGGCCAGAGGCUGUAGUUGUUAUAUCGUGCGCAGUGUUCGGAUUGAAUAUUCGUGCGUGAAACUGAAUGUUAUCCGAAUGUACGCAGAAUUAUUGAUUACGUCAUUUGAAAAGAUGUAAAACGAUGUGAUUGUGAAGUGGCCUUAGUUUAUCUCUUGUUGUAAACGUUUCCUAUGGGUAUAUGCGUUCACUAAGUUGAAAUAUUUAAGAAGGCAAAAGAGAUCUUAGACGUCAGUUCCUGUCUCUUUCUAUUGUUUUUGCGCGGUUAACACGAAGCUGGCAAGGAGUGUGCCGAAAUUUCGUAUUUUGACGUCGAUUUAAAGAAUAACACUAUAGUUUUAUCAAUUGAUAACUUGUUUAGCGAUACGGUCCGUUAGAAAAAACUAGACUGAGCUGGGAAAAUGGUAUUAAAAUUCCACCAACACAGAAAAAAUCAAGGUAUUAAAACUGUUUACGAGCUACGACCUUCAUAGAUAUUGGACGUCAAUUUCCGCCAUCUUGGCUUCACUUUUCUCAUUGACCGAAUGAUUCAAGCUGGAGUAAUACGAGCAACAAAAUUGCUGCAACUUGCAACAAAAUCUGAUUUCAACGCAUGUUAAGUAGAAAUAUUGAAACAUGUUGUCUCGCGAUUUGUAAUUUAUGUUAGACAUUUUCAAUGGACCAUUUGCAUUUUGAUCUAGACAAAAAUUUCAUCACAUCUUGAAAGAGCAUCACAAAAUUAGUAAUAUUCCAAAGUUUCGUUGCGAAAUGUUGUAAAAUACGGAUAAUAUAGCCAUGCGAAGUUUGCAAUUUUCAGUCAUUUUGUAUUACAAACGGGAAAUUGAUGCCCCAACACCCGGUUGGGCUGUCAAUUUCCCGUGCGCAAUACAAAAUGACUGAAAAACGGCAAAUUUCGCAUGGCUAUAUUAUCCGCAUUUUACAACAUUUCGUAACGAAACUUUGGAAUGUUACUAAUUUUGUGAUACUCUUUCAAGCUGUGAUGAAAUUUUUGUCUAGAUCAAAAUUUAGUCUAUAAUGCAAAUGGUCCAUUAACAUGCAUAGAAAUCAGAUUUUGUUGCAAGUUGCAGCAAUUUUGUUGCCGGUAUUACUCCACCUUCAAGUUCUUGCUCCAGAUAUAUAGAGAGCUCACACUGAUUCCCGCUUGAUAAUGACGACAUUUUCUUUAGGCUGCUCCGAUGUUCUGCGACAUGAUGGAUGAAAAUAGUGUGGAUUAUGUGAAGAAGUUUCGUGAUUUGGCGAAGAAAAUGGGAAAUGAUCAAGAAUCCAGUUCUUCAGAUAAUGUUGACUGUGGACCUUCAAUUAGUUUUAAAUCACUUCUAUCAGAAGCUUCGAAGUAAGUCUGCGUUUUCCAUCUUCAGAUAAUGUUGACUGUGGGCUUUCAAUUAGUUUUAAAUCACUUCUAUCAGAAGCUUCGAAGUAAGUCUGCGUUUUCCAUCUUCAGAUAAUGUUGACUGUGGACUUUCAAUUAGUUUUAAAUCACUUCUAUCAGAAGCUUCGAAGUAAGUCUGCGUUUUCCAUCUUCAGAUAAUGUUGACUGUGCGGACUUUCAAUUAGUUUUAAAUCACUUCUAUCAGAAGCUUCGAAGUAAGUCUGCGUUUUCCAUCUUCAGAUAAUGUUGACUGUGGACCUUCAAUUAGUUUUAAAUCACUUCUAUCAGAAGCUUCGAAGUAAGUCUACGUUUUCCAUCUUCAGAUAACGUUGACUGUGCGCGGCUUUCAAUUAGUUUUAAAUCACUUCUAUCAGAAGCUUCGAAGUAAGUCUGCGUUUUCCAUCUUCAGAUAACGUUGACUGUGCGCGGCUUUCAAUUAGUUUUAAAUCACUUCUAUCAGAAGCUUCGAAGUAAGUCUGCGUUUUCCAUCUUCAGAUAACGUUGACUGUGCGCGGCUUUCAAUUAGUUUUAAAUCACUUCUAUCAGAAGCUUCGAAGUAAGUCUGCGUUUUCCAUAUUCAGAUAACGUUGACUGUGCGCGGCUUUCAAUUAGUUUUAAAUCACUUCUAUCAGAAGCUUCGAAGUAAGUCCGCGUUUUCCGCACAUAAGAUCCGAGGAAUAGACCGGGAAACCAAUUUAUAUACGAUGACCCACUGGACAACGCAAGUCGUUGGCGAGCCAAUUAAUUUUAUUAAAAACAUCAUUUGCAUUGCGAAUUGUAAAAAUUGUCCCUUGGGACGUCGCAUUAAGUGUUUUUCUGCGUUUGACGUCAUUAUAAGAAAGGUGUAUUCGAAACCACGCUCGCACGAUGUUCCCUUUGACACAACACACGUGGAUGCGGAUGAAUGUGAAUUCCUGUUGUCGCAUUUUAACAUCUCACCUUAUGCAGUGCCCCAAAGUUGUGUGUCGAUACCAAAGUGGUCAAUUAUCCGGACUCCGUUUCUCGUGGAGUACGCGUGACACUACACCUACCCGUAGACUAAAAUAUUACUGUUCAUACUGGAUGUUGACGUCUUUGUAUCCCGCACUCCUCCGUACAAUAUUGGUUUUCACAUUGCCUUUCACAACUUAGAAGCUUUCAACAUAGAAAGGCGUGAGGGUGUAGCUGGAAAUUGCUGCUCGGCAAAACAUGAAUUCUUAUUUACGCACGCACUGUCCACAUAAUUUUUGCCAGGAUUGUAGCUUUUGUUACCUUGUUUAUAAGAACGGUUUGUAUGGUUCCCAUUAUAAUUAUUGCUCUUCGUAUUUAGAGAACUCUGUUGUCACAGUGUAAAAUUAGUUGUAAUUAAUGUGUGGAGUUUGUCUUGUUGGGACUUCGAGUCUGUUUGCCAAUCCCUUAUCUAACUCGCCUUGUGCUGUUUGUAAUGUCUUUUGUUUUUACGUAGUUUUGUAAAUUUUAGUGAGUUCGAUUAAAGCUUAUUAUUAUUAUUAUUAUUAUUAUUUCAGCGAUUAA
Molecule: messenger RNA, 3211 nt
Organism: Paramuricea clavata
Lineage: Eukaryota; Metazoa; Cnidaria; Anthozoa; Malacalcyonacea; Plexauridae
Source: the annotation of a GenBank genome assembly